Molecule: messenger RNA, 2342 nt
Organism: Tribolium madens (black flour beetle)
Lineage: Eukaryota; Metazoa; Arthropoda; Insecta; Coleoptera; Tenebrionidae
Gene: Mco1
Product: laccase-5-like
Exons: 10
Coding region: 160-2256 (698 amino acids)
Biological process (GO): iron ion transport
Cellular component (GO): plasma membrane
Molecular function (GO): copper ion binding; oxidoreductase activity
Source: RefSeq, a predicted model, not a curated record
UAAGUAGUUGUGAUAAAUAUGUGCUUGCACAAAAAUCGUUAAAAAAAUGUAACUACUCAUUUUAAACUGUUUAGUGCUAGUACUAUAAAAAAACCAUAGCAGUUGAUUAAUUAAUUUAGAAUUAAAGAUGUUGGGUUCGAGAUAAAUGCACAGUGAAUAAUGAAAAAAAUUACACUCCUUAUGAUCAUUAUUUGCUUUGAACGAAAUCUCUCUUACAAAGUGAUGUAUAAUGGCAACAACAACGUAACUGACCUGGUCGAGUACGUUUUACUAAACGAAGAUAACCCUUGCGCAAGAAAAUGUGUCAAAGAUUCGGUACCAAUGACAUGCAGGUACACUUUCCUAUUGGAAUGGUACCACACAUUGAGCAAAGCUUGUUACGACUGUCCAUACAACACCCAAGACUGUUAUCGGGAGGACUGUAUACCGGGUGAUGGCAAUAAACGAUCUAUUAUUGUCGUAAACCGGAAAAUGCCAGGACCUAGCAUUGAGGUUUGUCUAGGCGACGAAGUGAUAAUUGACGUAGUAAACCGCUUAUCGAGUGAUAGUACCACGAUCCACUGGCACGGCCACCAUCAAAAAAACAGCCCUUACAUGGACGGAGUACCAUUCGUAACCCAAUGUCCCAUCCACCCAGGAAUGACCUUCCGGUACCACUUCAACGUCCACAAUUCCGGAACUCACUUCUGGCACUCUCAUUCAGGUUUCCAAAGAUCCGAUGGUACUUUUGGUCCUUUUAUUGUGCGAGUACCCGAAGAAGAAAACCCACAUGCGAAUCUUUACGAUUAUGACUUGUCAAGUCAUGUUAUAACGAUUUUAGACUGGACCAAAGAGGAUGGUACUGAUAAAUUCAUGUCCCAUAUUCACAACGACGGUGAUAACAAACCCGACACCAUUCUUGUUAAUGGGUUUGGAAGAUUUAAACAUUUUGUUAGUGAAGAUAACAGUACCGUUUUUGUACCAACGGCGCGGUUUACAGUUGAACAGGGUUACAGAUAUCGGUUCCGUGUGAUCAAUGCUGGGUUCUUGAACUGUCCCAUAGAAGUGUCCAUCGAUAAUCACACUCUAAAUGUGAUUAGUACCGAUGGUAGUGAUUUUAAUGCGACUGAAGUCAAAAGUUUGGUGACUUAUGCUGGCGAAAGGUUUGAUUUUAUCGUGAAUGCUGAUCGAGCAAAAGACGUGUAUUGGAUGCACUUUAAAGGUUUAAUGGACUGUGACGAACGUUUCACUAAAGCUUAUCAAGUAGCAGUACUCGAAUAUAAAGGUGCGGAAGCCUCUUAUCCCUCAUAUGAACCUACUUAUGACAAUUCGAAAAAAGAGGGCAAACAAUUGAAUCCCCUUAAUAGAGGUACAGAAGCCGACAAUUCAAGUUUUGUUACACUACCUCAGCUUCACUCAUUGGAUGAGUGGGACGACACUCUCAAGGAAAAAGCCGAUUUCCAGUAUUACGUUUCUUACGAUUUUUACAAAAUGAAUCAUCCUGUAUACCACAAAGACCCACACUAUGGUUUCCAUAAUGUCACAAAUGCAAGUGUACAAAUUUUGACACCACAAUUAAAUUACAUUUCGAUGAAACUCCAAUCGUUCCCCUUGUUAUCACAGAGACACCAAAUCGAUGAAAACAUGUUUUGUAACGAAUCUUCGGUCAACGAUUGUCAAAAUAACUAUUGUGAAUGUACCCACGUGGUUAAUAUUCCUUUAGGCACAGUUAUUGAAAUGGUACUCAUUGAUAAAGGGUACGCUUAUGAUGCUAAUCACCCUUUCCACCUCCACGGUCAUUCCUUCCGUGUAGUGGCAAUGGAACGUCUAGGGUCACACGUCAACGUUUCCGAAAUUUUAAAAAUGGAUCAAAAAGGACAAAUCCACAGAAAUUUGGUAGAUGCUCCGCUCAAAGACACUGUGACUGUCCCAGAUGGUGGAUUUACGAUUAUCAGAUUUAAAGCAACCAAUCCGGGUUAUUGGUUGUUCCAUUGCCAUAUCGAGUUUCAUGUCGAGGUCGGUAUGGCUCUUGUUUUCAAGAUCGGGAAAGAUCAUGAAAUGCCGCCGAUUCCCAAAGACUUCCCCAAAUGUGGUGAUUAUGUCCCAAAUGGAAAUAGUACAGAGGACUGCGUUGGCGAAAGCACUUUUGGGGCAAUCUUGAAGAAAUUAUUACCGAAAGUAUACGAGGAUUAUUGUCCGACUUCAAAUCGUAGCAGUGUGAAAAUGGUUCAAUUGGGUACUUUAGUACCAUUGAUACUGUUCAUGUUGUGGGGUUGAUGUUGAGUUAGUGCGGAACUUGGUAACCAAUGUGAUACUUGUUAGGAUGUAAUUGUUAAAUUAUUAAAUAUUUUAGAUAAAAAAAA